GUGAGCAGGACUGGAAGCAAGUAUAUACAUUCGAAGUCUGGAAGCCGAGAAAAUGUGACGAUUCUGGCAUGUGGCAAUGCUGCUGGGCAUAUGAUCCCCCCUCACUUCAUCCUUAAAGGGAAAACAAAGCUGGCCCUCAAAUCGUGGGAUACAGAAAAUGCGCCACAGGGCUCAUUUGUCAGCGUUUCCGACUCAGGUUGGACGAAGCAGGCAAGUAACCUCUAGAUUCUUCUCAUUGUCUCCAAUUACCAUUUAAACAAAAAAAAUUAAUUUUGGUUUCUUUUCCUGUAGGGUUUAUCCCUCCUCUGGUUUGAGGAGAUAUUUCUCAAACAUAUUGGGGAUCAGUGUCCACAGGUUCUUAUCUUUGAUGGCCAUGACAGCCACCACCACGUCGAGCUGAUUGAGAAGGCUAGGGAACAUGACAUCAUUCUGAUGGAGAUGCCUGCUCAUUGCUCACACUGGUUGCAGCCCUUGGAUAGAACUGUGUUUGGACCCCUCAAAAAGAAGUGGAAAGAAAUCAAUGCAACUUUUACUUCUGAGACUGCCUGUCCAACAACCCAUGCCAACUUCUUCAGACUAUUUUCACGUGCUUGGGUCAGCUUAAAACCAGCGUACUUAAUUAAUGGAUUCCGGGUGACGGGAAUUUCACCAUGGAACCCGAAGGCUAUUCCGGAAGAGGCAUACCUUCCAUCACAGCUCUACAAUGCCAAUCCUGAUUACACUGAAAGAGGUGCUACUGUUGCAUCAGUUACCCCAUCAGCUGAAUGCCAUCCUGCCUUACCAACGCCAGCACAGUGUCCAAUGACUACAGACAUUUUACCCUUCACUGCCAUGCCAAAGAUUGCAAACACUGCUGAAAACACAGUCGCUGCUAAUGCAAUACCAAUCAAUCAGUCCGAAGUCAAUUACCAGUUAGAAGAAAUUCCUCAAUUAUCAAGUGAGGAAGUUCAGACCCUCCUAGAUAUGGGGUUUUUCAUUACAGUCACGGGGUCUUCCAUUCAGCAGGCAUCAGAUGAUAAUGAUUGUCCACCAGAUCUGGCGUUAGCGGCCAUCGAAUGCUCAUUAACAGAAGAAAAGCGAAAGCAUUACGAGAUCUGCUUCGCACUUGGUGUUUCGUUAGAUAAAGAUCCCAUUUUCCAUACAUGGAAAUCUCUGAAGUCGAAGUUGAAAAGUGGAGAAACGGCUGCAGCCGAUUCAGACGUUUUAGGACCAAUUCCUCAUGCGGCAACGCAGCCAAAAAGUAAACGUGACCAAUCAUCGAAAGGUUUCUUCGUUAUAUCUUGUGAUGAGGCGUACCAUGAGAAACUUCUGAAAGAGGAAGAGAAAAAAGAAAGAGAAAGAAAAAAGAAAUUGAACGCGGAAAAACGAAGAGCUCGUAUAAACAAAAAUUCAAAAUAA
This is a messenger RNA of Saccostrea cuccullata (small rock oyster), 1398 nucleotides long. RefSeq lists its product as uncharacterized. The record is from RefSeq and is a predicted model, not a curated record. The coding region runs from base 433 to 1398 and encodes 321 amino acids. Lineage: Eukaryota; Metazoa; Mollusca; Bivalvia; Ostreida; Ostreidae. The transcript is spliced from 5 exons.